ACCUGAGGAGAGGCAGUCCAGUAUUAGAGCCAGCAGCGGCAACAGACAGACGAUCGCUCCUCAGGGGUCUUGAGCUCCAGAAACAGUGCUCAUCCAGAAACCAAAACUGCCAAAAUGUGGAAAAAAUCUAAAGUGGGGGAUCAGACAGCAGCUGGGCAAGUGGGGAUAAAGAAGAAGUCUAAAGUCCCUGGGGUGAUGAUCACCCAGUUUGUGGAGGAAAUGCCAGAGGGGAAGAGCCACCCUGACUUCACCCGCAAGCCCAUCGCUCUCACCAUCCAGGAGGGGAAGUUUGCGUUCUUCAAGGCCAUCGUUAUCGGAGAACCUCAACCCACCGUCACCUGGGCCAGGAAUAACGGAGACGUUUCUGACACGUCCAGAUACCAAACCAAGUACGACCCAGUCGCUAACGAGAACAUCUUCGAGAUGGCCAAUGUCAAACCUGACCAGGCUGACACUUACAAAUGCUUUGCCACAAAUGAAUAUGGGAAAGCCGUAGUCACUGUGGUCCUGAAUGUCAUUCAAGUUGGAUUUAAAAAGGAACCCAAACCAACAGCAGGGGCAAAUGAAGCAGGAGAUUUUAAGACUGUACUGAAGAGAAAGAGUAAAAUCCGUCCCAAAUCUGAGCAAACUGAAAGGAAAGAUGGAGAGAUAGACCCAAAGUUCUGGGAGCUGUUGUUGAGCGCUGAUAAGAAAGACUACGAGCGCAUCUGUACUGAGUUUGGAAUCACAGACUUCCGCUGGAUGCUGAAAAAACUGAAUGAGAUGAAGAAGGAGAGAGAGGAGGAACAGGCCCAGUUCAUCAAAAGCAUCUCAAAUCUGAAGCCAAUCGAAGUGAACCCUGAUUGCUCCGCGUCCUUUGAGAUCGACAUGGAUAUGAUCGACCCUAGCAGUAGGAUCUUCAUCUACAAGGAUGGAGUGAUGGUUCCUUACACCAAGGAGCUGGGAGACAAACACAGCCUCAAACAAAUUGGGAGAAAAUACGUCUUCAGCAUUAAGGAUCUGCUGCCUGACGAUGCUGGCUUGUAUCAGCUUGAUGUGGAGGGUGUCAACAUGUUUUCCACUGACUUCAAAAUUCCCAUGAUCGACUUCCUCGUCAAGAUCCAGGAAGUGAAGGCAACGGAGAGAGAAGACGCUGUGUUCGAGUGCGUGCUGUCCAACCCGUUCUCCAAGAUCAUGUGGGUGGGAAAGAACCUGCCCCUGGAGCAGGGCGACAAGUACGACAUUGAGGCCUCAGAGGACAAGCUCAUCCACCGGCUGGUGGUGAAGGAUUGCAUGGUGGUGGACAAGGGCAUCUACGCUGCCGUCGCAGGGAUCAAGUCCUGCAACGCCUGGCUUGUUGUUGAGCCCGACAAGAGCAGCCAAGGAGGCAAGAAGGCAGCCAGGAAGACGACCAGGGCCGGAGGAGCGGGGCUGGACCUGGAGAAGAUUGCCCAAGAGCAGCAGCAGAAGCUGGUGAAGGAUCGUGAGGAGCGUCUGGAGCAGGUGAAGACAGCCAAGGCUGAGAUGGCUGCGGCGGCUGAGGCAGAGCCCACCACCACACCUCCCAGCCAGGAGGUCAAACCUGCCAAGGCUCCUCCCACCAAACCAGGACGGUCAGAUCAGGAAGCAGCAGCAGUGAGUAUAGGUCCACAGCCCCAGGCUGUUGCCGUGGAGAAUAAUGUUGUUGCUCUGCACAUCGUGAGCGGAUUGUCUGACGUGUAUGCUGUUCGUGGUGAACCUGCCGAACUGGUGGUGAAGAUGAGCAGCGACUGUGAUGGAGCCUGGCUGAAAGCUGGAGAGAAGCUGUCCUCCAAAGCUGGUUUAGCUUUAACCAAGGAUGGAAACAAUCACAAACUGACCAUUAAGACCAGCAAGGAGGACGAUAUUGGACUGUACCGCUUUGAAGCAGACGAUUGCAAAACUGAGGCAAAUCUCUGUGUUGGAGACGUACCCGAGUUUGACCCCGACGACCUCCACAAGUUCUCCAAGCCGGUGAUCGUAAAGGUGGAUCAGAACGGCAGCUUCAAGAUGCCGUUCACUCCGCAGGAGUCCCUGGAGGUGCGCUGGUUCAAGGACGGCGUGGAGCUGAAGGACGGUGGGGGCGUGAAGAUGGUUAAGGAGGCGAACCACAGCCGGCUGAUGUUCAGGGACUGCCUGCGCUCUGACACCGGAGACAUCACCAUCCAGCUGAAGAGCCCGUACGGAUCUGUGGAGGCCAAAUCUCGGCUCAUCGUCCUUGACAAGCCCGGCACCCCGGAAGGCCCAGUGGAGGUCCUGGACAGCAGCGCCUCGGUGAUAGAGCUGAAGUGGAACCCUCCGCAGGACGAUGGAGGCUCCCCUGUCACACACUACAUCCUGGAACGCCAGCAGCUGGGCCAGAGCCUCUGGAAGAAGCUGGGCGACGUCACCGCCGACAAGACGGUCUACCGUGACCGGAACGUGGUCCUGGGCAAGAAGUACAUCUACCGGAUAUACGCAGAGAACCCUGAAGGCCUCAGCAACCCUCUCCAGACAGAAAACAUCAUGGCGGGUACUUUGGUGUUCCCUGGUCCGCCUGGUGCGCCCAAGGUGGUGAGUGCAUCCAAGACCUGCAUCCACCUGACGUGGACCCCUCCGGUGGAGACGUUUGGGACAGUGGUCGGCUACCAGCUGGAGAAGAGGAAGAAAGACACAGUUCAGUGGAUUGCCUUGAACCCUGUCAGCGAGCCCAUCGAAGGAGAUAAGUAUGCAGUGAAGGAUGUGACUGAAGGGUGUGAGUAUGAAUUCAGGGUGUCGGCCAUUAAUGAGUCUGGAGCAGGAGAGCCUAGUCCUCCCUCUGCCAUGGUGUGUGCAAAGAAUCCCAACAUGCGGCCAAAUUUCAAAGACCCGGAGGACUUCAUUGUGAUCAGGGCUGGAAAUUCAGUGAGGAUCAAAAUCCUGUAUGAGGCCGAGCCCCCGCCAAGCAUCUCCUGGCUGAAGGACGACGAGCCGGUCUCUCCCUGGAUCAACGUCAUCAACACGGAUGGGAUGUCCCAGCUGGUCAUCCCCUCCUCCAAGCGCUCCGACUCAGGGAUCUUCACCAUCAAGGCCAAGAACUCGAGUGGCGAGGCUUCGUUUGAUAUCGAAGUCAGAGUCACAGAUGAACCGAAGCGCCCGGGGCCGGUGGAGCUGCAGCAGACCGUCCACGGCAGGGUGGUGGUGACCUGGGCCCCAUCCCCGGACCAGGAAGUGGAUGACCGCCUGCACUACAUGGUGGCGGAGCACGACUCCAACACCCGGAUGUGGCACACGGUGGCCGACCGGCUGUUCUGCAACACGUACACGGCCAACAACAUCCAGCCCGGGCGAGAGUACCACUUCCGCGUGUUCGCCAAGAACGACAUGGGCCCCUCCGAGCCCUCCCAGUCGCCCACCUGGGGCAUCAACAGCAACAGAAUCGCUGUGACGACCAGCAUGCCUACGGAGAUCAGCUUCGAGAGGCCUCCAUCCAUCCUGGUGCCCCUGAAAGUCCACACCCCUCCGAAGGGCUACCAGCUCUACAUGACCUGCGCCAUCCGGGGCUGCCCCACCCCCAGCGUCACCUGGUACCUCAACGACAUCUCCAUCAACCACGACAACAACUACUACAUCACCAACUCCUACGGUGUCUGUUCCAUGUCCGUCCUCCGCGUCCGGGCCGAGGACAGCGGCGAGUACAGGGUGGUGGCUGUCAACUCCUUCGGCCGGGCCGAGUGCUCGGCCAAACUCCAGGUUAAAGACUGAAGCAGCUUGAAGGUUUGUUUUAUGCACAAACAACGCCCCUCCCUCCUUUCUUUAGAUGUAUUUAAGGGAUAGAUCUCCUUGGUUAAAUGAAUUCAGAGUUGACUGUUUUUAGUGGUACAUCGGUGCCGUUCACAUCCAAUGUGCUGUUCAGUUUAGGAGACACAAUAUCUGCUUUUACAUUGCAUCGGUUUUGACAUUUGGUUAUUCAUCUUGAAUCAGUAUUCCAUGCAUGUCUGUUUCUUUCAGUAGGUAGCACAUGUACUAUAUUCUUUCAGUAAGUAGCACAUGUACUGUAUUCAAAACUGCAAUAAAACCUUCAAAUCUAA
Molecule: messenger RNA, 4046 nt
Organism: Osmerus eperlanus (European smelt)
Lineage: Eukaryota; Metazoa; Chordata; Actinopteri; Osmeriformes; Osmeridae
Product: immunoglobulin-like and fibronectin type III domain-containing protein 1
Exons: 23
Coding region: 115-3720 (1201 amino acids)
Molecular function (GO): protein binding
Source: RefSeq, a predicted model, not a curated record